CUUCCUGAUUCCGUACGUAAUAAUGCUGAUGUUGGUGGGUCUGCCUCUGUUUCUGCUCGAGUCAGCUGUUGGGCAGUUCAGCUCUUCGAGUUGUCUCACGCUUUACUCCGUCGCUCCUGCGUUUAAAGGAAUCGGUUUCUCCUCGCUGCUGGUGACCUUAAUCGCCAGCACCUACUACAGCGUGGUUGUGGCUUACCCUCUCGUCUACCUCUUCCAUUCAUUCAGCAGUCAGUUGCCUUGGGCUUCCUGCGACAACUACUGGAACAGCCCUCGUUGCGCGCUGUCUGCUACGACCAACUUCACUAAUUCGACGGAGACGGCAGUUUCAGCGGCCGAUGAAUUCUUUCACAACCGCGUUCUGGAGAUCUCUUCAAACAUCGACGACCCAGGCGGUUUCGUGUGGCCCAUAGUGAACACGACCCUCUUUGUUUGGACAUUUGUAUUCCUCUGUGUUUUCAGAGGUGUUAAAGUUGUCGGAAAGGUCGUGUGGUUCACCUCCUCCUUUCCUUUCCUGAUGCUGAUAAUCCUGUUCAUUCGAGGUGUGACGCUCCCGGGUGCCUGGGACGGAAUUUACUAUUACAUCUAUCCGGAUUUCAGCAAACUGGGGGAUCUCAAGGUCUGGGCAGACGCGGCAGUUCAGAUUUUCUUCUCGAUCGGCACAGGAUGGGGCUCCUUGGCCACCAUGGGGUCUUUUAAUAAGUUCCGCAACAACUGCCUCCGCGACGCCCUCUUCGUGCCCGUCCUCAACUGCGCCACCUCCUUCUUCGCCGGCUUCGUGGUGUUCUCCGUCCUCGGGUUCAUGGCGCACAAGACGGGCACCUCCGUGGAAAAUGUCACAGCCGCUGGUCCCGCCCUGGCGUUCAUCACGUACCCGGAGGCCCUGUCGCUCAUGCCCUUCGCGCCGCUCUGGUCCGUCCUGUUCUUCCUCAUGCUCUUCUUCCUCGGCAUCGACUCCAUCUUCGUGCAGAUCGAGAACCUGGUGAUGUCGGUCGUGGACGAGUUCCCUGUCCUACGCACCAAGAAGGGUUGGGUCACGUUUGCGC
Penaeus monodon (black tiger shrimp) is the source of this 1043-nucleotide messenger RNA. Its product is annotated as sodium- and chloride-dependent GABA transporter 1-like. Gene Ontology annotation, molecular function: glycine transmembrane transporter activity. The annotation marks the transcript as partial. NCBI's taxonomy places the organism in Eukaryota, Metazoa, Arthropoda, Malacostraca, Decapoda, Penaeidae. The transcript has 8 exons. The record is from RefSeq and is a predicted model, not a curated record. Gene Ontology annotation, cellular component: membrane. Gene Ontology annotation, biological process: sodium ion transmembrane transport.